Cydia pomonella (codling moth) is the source of this 1899-nucleotide messenger RNA. RefSeq lists its product as uncharacterized. NCBI's taxonomy places the organism in Eukaryota, Metazoa, Arthropoda, Insecta, Lepidoptera, Tortricidae. Gene Ontology annotation, molecular function: methyltransferase activity. The record is from RefSeq and is a predicted model, not a curated record. The coding region runs from base 371 to 1315 and encodes 314 amino acids. The transcript is spliced from 4 exons.
AGUCGUGUACGGCGUGUUGGGAGCGUGAGUAGCGCGCUGCGCGCUGAAAAAGUAAUAACAAGUAAAAGUUUUAUAUUAUAGAUUUUCCAUUUACCCUUGUGAGUUUUAUGCUUAAUGUGGACUUCGAAAAAACCGGUUCUGAAUGUUCUGAUGAUUAUAGAUUCACCGUACGAAAAUAAACUACUGGUACUUUGCGUCAAACGUAUAAUAUAUAAAAGUUUCCGAACGUAUUAAGGGCGUGCAUGUGACAUUGACAUUUUGAAGUUAGGUUAUAAUAUAAUAAGUAUUGUUUGCUUCAUAGAAAACAAUAUCAUAUUCUAGAAAGGCUUUUUCGUUUUUAUUGUUACUAAGUCUACCAAUAUCUUAAACUAUGUUCGACGAGGAAAAAGAGAUUAUAAGUAAUGCUCAGAGUCGCAUUUUAGACUUAUUUGCCGAGCUAGAUGACAAAGAAUUAAAGAGUGUGGAACAGUGGUUAGGUAGUAAAAAGUAUAGAAAAGAUUUAGAAAAUAAGAAAUCAAUCGUAAGGUCUGAUAAGUUACUGCAAAAGAUAGGAGAGACAAUAAAGAAAUUGGUACCAUUUGAAGCAGAGUUGCCAUCAGAAAACAUAAUGUUGCCAACUGUUGGAGAUCAAGCAGAUUGCAACCAAGUGAAUACUUGGCAUGUGGAUGAGUUCCUAUAUGAUGAAGAACAAGUUGAAGAACUUGUUAAAGAGGGAAAGUUAUCUAGACAUUACUGCCUCAACUGCAAUUCACGAAAUAUUAAAGAGCUAAAUCUUGUUUCACACUCUAUGUCAAGAAUACAACUCCAGUAUAUAUUUAAAGUUCUGCUUCCAAAGGACCUGGAGGAUAAACAGAUAUUGGAUGUGGGUUCCAGAUUUGGUGGAAUUUUGUAUUCCGCAUAUUAUUUUACAAAUGCAUCUAACAUUAUCGGUAUAGAAAUGAAUAAAGAAUGUUGUGAAAUACAAGAAAAGAUAAUAGAACAAUUUGGAAUGGAUAAAAACCGAAUAACAAUUGUCCACUCUGAUGUAACUGAUAAAGAAGACUUAGUCAAGAAAUCUAAUAUUUGCAUAAUGAAUUGUUUUGAUUUUUUUGUGCCUGUAAAGGAACACAAAAAAUUGUGGUACUUUUUCAAGGAGAAUUUGACUAAGGGAAGUUAUGUCGUUUUGAACAGAAGUAUUGCAGAUACAUUAACUGCAUUAGACAUAUUUGAAGAAUUUAUAGAUUGGCUAAGUAUUUGUAGACCAUUUCAACUAGAAAACGAGAUUUUCUUUGAUGUGGAAGAUUUACAUGAGAUAUUUCUGUACACUGUUAAUUAAAUUGAAUAAAUUAAGAAUUCGCUUUUUAUAUUUAUUUCCUUGCCAUGUCAGCUAGGGGCACUUACGAGUACACUGUUACAUGAUAACCCAAGUAUAAAUAUCUUUAGUGGGUUCUUAAUGGACUUUUAAGUAAAAGGUUAUAUAAAUAUUUUUUUUUCCAAGUUUUAAGAUGAGCAUGAGCAUUUAGGAGACUCAAAACGAAAUAGGAUUGGCGAGACGUUUCUUGCUGUGCUGCUCAACUUGGUUGCUAAGAACUUCCUUAAAUAAUUACUUGAUGUUCUACUUCUAUAAAACCGUACAUAAUUCACAAUCCAGCAUGGAGUCCAUACGCAUUGUUUAAUACUUAAGUAAAAAAUGGAUUACGUCAUAGAGCUGUGUUUGAUUUUGGUUCCGCAUCAAAAGCAUAGGCUACAACUACAAAUAUGCGGAUUCCGAUCAAGCUUCACAUGGCAUUCAUCUCAUCCGUUGAGGCACUCGCUCGUUUUAGACAUCCAUCAUAAAGGAGUAGUGAAAGAAGCCCAUACCCUCACUACACACAGCCUACCAUCUUCAUACGGGAUUUUACUGCAGGUGUUGACCUAAUA